Messenger RNA from Babesia bovis T2Bo, 1750 nucleotides. Its product is annotated as Rab-GTPase-TBC domain family protein. Gene Ontology annotation, molecular function: GTPase activator activity. The record is from RefSeq and is a predicted model, not a curated record. NCBI's taxonomy places the organism in Eukaryota, Apicomplexa, Aconoidasida, Piroplasmida, Babesiidae. The coding region runs from base 52 to 1701 and encodes 549 amino acids. Gene Ontology annotation, biological process: activation of GTPase activity. The transcript is spliced from 4 exons.
AUUAGGCUUGAAAGUGUUAUGCCAAUGAUCUGUAUUUAGUGACUAAUCAACAUGGUCGACAAUUCAAAAGAGUCUUUGUUUGAGGUAACGUACGAUGAGGAAGGGUACUGCGGAGUUCGUUUGGAGGAGUUCGAACAGUUAUUCCGCAAGCCCACGUUAUACGAAGAUUCUGCUUCCACUGUUUCCGAUGGUGAUGGCGAGAAGAUUGACCUGGAGGGUUUGAUGUCAGUGAUGCAUAAAAUCGCAACCAACAUCGAAUCGUCUCAUCUUGGUGUGGUUAACAUUCGUCGUAUAAUUUGGGGUUAUUUUCUUGGUCUCUAUGACAACCCAGAUCUGGACAAUUUGUGUACUGUAAUAAGAACUAAUAGGGAGCGUUACCUCGAACUAACUAACAAGCACCGCUACGAUGGUCUUCGUAAGAUGCAAACGCUGAAUCCUCAAUUAUUCCAUCCUCUAGCGCCUGUAGAACGCAAUCCUUGGGAGAUAACCCAGCGUAUCAAGGAAUUACUAGAUGAGAUAUGGCAGGAUGUUGAGCGUACAUAUCAGGAACGCAGUUUAUUCAAACAGGAGAGCGUUCGUAAGAGCUUGCAGAACAUUUUAUAUGUCUGGAGUCGUGAGCAUGACUAUAUAUCGUACCGGCAGGGUAUGAAUGAGUUGCUUGCUGUGAUAUAUCUUGUAUGCUACCGUGACCAGGUACAUAACUUGGAUAGUGGCAAGGACGCCUCAUUUGAUGUAAUUCUUUCGGGUGACAUGGGCGACUUAGAGGCUGAUGCAUAUAUGUUAUUUGAUGCACUGAUGUCUCUAGAGACCCAACUUAUGUUUGACAACGUUGCAGUCAAAUCUCCGCAGAUUGGUAAUUCUGUUGGUAUAUCCCGCAAUAUGUACUACGUCGCUUCUAUACACAACCGUACAAAGGCUGAAGCUCACAAUUCAUUUAUCGCACGUACUAAAUUUAUCUUCGGUAGCAUUCUUCGGCUUUAUGACAUGCCUCUAUUCACGCAUUUUCAAAAGAUUGAACUUGAGCCUCACAUAUUUUUGAUGCGUUGGAUAAGGCUCAUAUUCAGUCGUGAGUUUAAUAUCAAUGACACGUUGAACCUAUGGGAUGCUGUAUUUGCGGAUCACUUCUUAACAAGGGUUGAAAGCCGUGGUUUACCGGAGUUUCAAUUUGAGCUGAUGGAUUUUUUCUCCAUUGCAAUGAUAUCAUACGUCCGUUUAAAUUUGCUGGAGAACGAUAUUAACUACUGCCUUCAACGUUUAUUCAAAUUCCCGCCAAUGGAGGAUAUAAGCCACUUAAUUGCUAAAGCUCACAAGAUUCGUGUAUUGUAUCGUAAACGUCUAUCUGAUCCUGGUGAUCCAUCAGUUUACGUACCUAGCGCACCGGCUACUCCACUACAUAACUUUAUAGACACUAUCCAGGUGACUUCCAAAGCCGAUAUGAUGGAAUGCCGGGACCUAAUUCACGGUAAUACUCCGUACGCAUCACUUGAGGGUUCCGAAGGUGGUUUUUUUGGAUACAAAUCACCUUCAUUUUCAAGCGACUCUUCAUCAUCAAGCUUCAAUCAACGCGCGUCUCUUGAAGACAUUGCUUCGAGAUUAUUCAAGUUACAUGAGCGGUUAUAUCUACUUGGGUUGGACGACUUGAUGGCUGAGGUAAAGUCACUUCACAGUGACGUUAGUCGUAUUAUAUCCAACUUGGACUGACUACCGGUCUUUUAUGUAUUUCUAGUAGAUCCAUUUCGUAUGUUUAGCG